Molecule: messenger RNA, 1836 nt
Organism: Capsella rubella
Lineage: Eukaryota; Viridiplantae; Streptophyta; Magnoliopsida; Brassicales; Brassicaceae
Product: putative F-box/LRR-repeat protein At5g41630
Exons: 4
Coding region: 85-1629 (514 amino acids)
Molecular function (GO): protein binding
Source: RefSeq, a predicted model, not a curated record
UCCCCAAAGAUAUGGUGAAGACGUUAGAGAAAAUCCCUCAAUAACCUCUAGACGAGGUAUCAAUACUUUAUUCGGAAAAAGGAAAUGGAUAGGAUCAGUGAUUUACCAAACGCAUUGAUAUGUCACAUCUUAUCCUUCCUUCCAAUAAAAGAGGCUGUUUCAACUUCUGUUCUUGCCAAAAGGUGGAAACCUCUGUUUCUUGAUCAACCAAACCUUGUCUUUGAUGACUCCAUCUAUUUUAAUCCUCCAACGUCUUACAAAGAAAAGUUAACGAACGCUAGAAGCUUUAUGCGUUUUGUGGAUGGUGUCUUGGCUUCGCAAGGGAAUGCUCCGCUCAACAAGUUCAAACUUGUAGGCAAUUUUGUAGUCGAUGAAUUGUGGGUGCUGGAGUGGAUACCAAAUUUGCUGAAACGUGGUGUAUCAGAUAUUCAUCUAAACAUCUCUUCGUUUUGGGCUGAUUCUGACCGCUCAAAAUUUGAUCCUCUGCCUCCGGAGAUGUUUGUGAACAAGACAUUGGUUAGCCUCACUAUAAUCUUUGAAGGUGGUGUCAACAUUAACGUUGAAGGUGAUGUUUCUCUUCCCAAGCUUAAGAUUCUCCAUCUGAACUAUUUCAAGACAACAACGAGUACGUUUAACAAGAUUCUCUCUGGUUGUCACGUGCUCGAAGAAUUAGCGUUGACUAAUUUGAUGUGGGACGACGAGGCUUUGGAAGUUGAACCAUGCUUAGUGACUGUGUCCAUCCCAACCCUCAAGAGACUAAUGUUUUGUCGUUAUGAAAAAUAUGAUGAUGAUAACCAAGCUGUGUCAUUGUCAUUUGAUAAUCCAAAUGUGGUCUACAUGGAGUAUUCUGAUACUAUUGCGGAUACGUAUCAACAAAUGAGUUUUGGUUCGCUUGUUGAAGCUAAACUCGGACUUCGGCUGACACCAGAGCAGUUAGAUAAUAACGAAUGGUUUGAUGAAUAUGAAAUUGAUUUGUUUCCUAACGAAAUGAGUAAUGUAACAAAUUUUCUCAAUGGAGUACGCAAUGUGAAGAUCCUCCACGUGAAUGUUAACAUGCUUUGGGUACUUGGUUCUUGUCGUGAUACAAUGCCAGCAUUCAACAACCUCCUUCGUUUAACUAUUGAGACUAAACCAGAAGUAAUAUGGAAAGCAUUGCCAGCUCUACUCAGGAGUUGUCCAAAUCUAGUAACCCUCAUCUUCAAAGGACUGCAUCACAUAAAUACAGAUAGAUGUAAGGACGUGGACGGGUGCUUAUGCAGAGAGUUUGCUGGUAACUGGGAAGAGGUCGCUCGUCCUUGCCUAUCAUCAAGUUCGGUCAAGGUUAUAGAGAUACUUAACUUUGGUGAAACUCUUGAUAACCAUGAUGACGAAGACGAUAUCGAUGAUGAUGACAAUGGUGGACUUGUUUAUUGCUUAAGAGAGAAGAUAGAUCAUGUCAAGCUCUUCCUAAAGAAAAUGCCGAAUCUCGAACAAGUGAGGAUGCACUUUCUUUCAUCAGAUAAUGAAGAAGAUGUAAUGAUGAAAGUGUUCAAGAAACUUCAGCAGCUUCCUAGAGUAGUAGCUUCACCCAACUGCAACAUCCAAGUGUUAUCAGAUAACCUCAGCUUAUCAUUUAAUACAUCAGACUAAAUGGUCCUUGUCCUUUACAAGAUCCUUUUCUCAGGCUACAAGUUUGUGUAGUUGCUAAAAGAUCCUUUUAAUUCUUGUUUCUUCCUUUGAUAACUCUCUUUUCUUUUCUUGUUUUGGUUUUGCUUCCCUUAAUGACUCUGGCGUUGAAAUGUUUUUCUCCUAUUUGGCUUAGAAUGGUAAUAUCAUGCAUCUUUUGUGUUAUCUCUA